CGAUUAGAGUGUACUUCGAGUUGGGGCGGCGGGGACGGGUCGAGGGGAAAGUUCAACCGUUUGAGUGCUUGCAACUCCGGUGUGUUCACAGGGAACGUCGGCCACGACCACAGCGACGAGCGGCUAAUAAAGAUUAAACUUCAUCCGAGUAUAAUGAGAAGGUAUCGAAUAAGGAUUCGCAUAAAAUGAAACGACGACGGUGCAUCGAGUGCUCCGGGGCGGCAUCUGGCCCCGGCCAGAACGUGGCCACAAGUUGGCCACACCAACCACGUGCAACUUCAAAGUCGCUGCCGUGGAUCAGCAGCAGCAGUGCAACACCCACCAGCUCUCACAAUGACCUUCCCCAAGGUCGAAGAGUCCCACCGAGUUCCACCUCUUUGGCAGCGGCCAUCCUAGUCCUGCUGGUGAUGACCGGGGUCCUGCCCGAAGCUCGGGCCAGCGAGUUCCCCGAGCGGGAAUGUUGCGACCCGAUCUACCCGCCGAUGCCCGACCCGGAAGAGCCGGGUCCGACGACUUCGGUGGCCGUUGGCGGUGGGGGAAGCAGUUCCGGGGGGUCGUCCCACGGUGGGGGUUACCACUAUGGGUUGGAGAGUGGGGAGGAAUCGGGCCGAAGUUCGGUGGGGAUGGGAGGCGGAGCAGGAGCAGGAGCGGGAGGUGGCAUUGGGAUGCUUCCGGAAGGAGCUGGCGGCGAAGGAGUAUACAUUAGGGGGUAUCCGGAUAAGCCCAAGAUUGGCACGUCAGGAUCGAAUAUUAAGACUGCAAUAGCUAUUUUAAAUUGUAUAUUAGCGAGACAGCUCUGUUUCGAGGAUCCAUCAUGUUCCGCCAUCCUAGAGAUCAUCCCGCGGGUGUGUGGGCCGGUGCCAGGUGAGUUUGUUUGCACAACCACGGUCGUCGACGAAAACCCAGGCCCGGCAGGCGUGGACGCCGCCGUUAUCCGCCAUCUUGCGACGGACGAGUCGCUGAUCGAGCUAUCCGGUCGUGUAUCGCGACCUGCAGAAGGGCCCCAACCGCGGACGGCCCCAACGUGCAUGCCAUCGUGGGAUUACGGACGACCGUCGGGCGUCGUUCUAGGGAGCACAAUUCAAACCAGCAAAGCCCCGAAGGAUCUCCGCGUGGGACCUGUCCCGGUGCACCGGUCCGCGCGGUGCUGGUCAGGUGGAGCGUCGGACGGGUUCCCGGUGGGCUUUUUUCCAGGAUCGAAUAUUAAGACUGCAAUAGCUAUUUUAAAUUGUAUAUUAGCGAGACAGCUCUGUUUCGAGGAUCCAUCAUGUUCCGCCAUCCUAGAGAUCAUCCCGCGGGUGUGUGGGCCGGUGCCAGUGGCCUGCAGUACGGUGACCGUGACCAAGUGCCAGGCGGCGCUGCGGACGCUCCAGGCGUUUCCGUUUUUUCGGCCGACCUGUCUGUGCAAGGAGCCCGGCAUCGACCCGGACUGUAACUACUUCCGGGACUUUCUGUUCGACCAUCCGUGCGGUUUCGUGUCCAAGAAGGAAAAAGACCCGUACCCGGUGGACGCGCUGCCGACGUGUAACCACGCGCUUUCCGUGUGCCAGCAGGAGCGCAAGUGCAUCAAACUGUUCGAGGACUUCAAAACGCACUGCAAGGUGCGGGAAAACAAGUGCCGGAUGGAGGACAGAGAGUUGUGCUACGAAGCGUGGACUAAUCUCCGAUUAUCGCCGAUGUUUGGCUGUAUCUGUCCAAACAACCACAUGAAGCGCCGGUGUGAUAAAAUAUUCAGCGUCGUGAACCACAAUCCGUGCGUUGUACGGGCCAUGGGCAUGGACGAUAACUACCACCGACUGCUGGACCAGAACAUGGCCCUGAUCGAGACCCCGUUGGUGGCGCCGGCCCACGCGUACUUCCCUCAGCACUACAAGACGGCCCUGUACCCGUACAACAUCUCCGGCUACCACCACCAGCACCAGCACGGACUCCACGGUGGCCACUUUGGACACAACGGGAACGGAAAUGGAAAUGGCCACGGCCAUCUAGCCCCGGCGUCGAUGUCCUCCCCGGUGGACAACAUUCUGAUCAAUUUGAGCGGCGAUGGCAACGGAGACGCGGCCAUCGAGUACGGCAGCAGCAGUUUCGACGAGAACAAUGCGGUCGAACGUCAAAUUGGAUCGGAUGAUAUCGAGGAAAAGGAGGCCGAGAUGAGCUUCAUCCAUUUUCAGAGCACCUGCCACCUGGCGCUGGACGCGUGCCGCGACGACCAGGUCUGCUCGGGCGCGCUCAAGACGGUGCUGAUGCACUGCGAGCAGCACCGGUGCAACCGGAACGCGUGCAUGGACUCGCUGCAGAGCUUCUACAAGAACAUCGUGGAUGACCUCAGUCUGGACAUUGCGUUUUGUCUGUGCAGGAAAACGCCGAACCGCCACGACAGCUGCAUGAUCGCCCAGGAGAAGCUCCACCCGGCCUGUGCGCAGCGUCCCCCGGAGAGUCUCGUGCCGGCCGCCACCAACGGAGUCAUGUACAGUCCACCGCCGUCGUGUCACGCCGUGGCGGAGAUGUGCCGCGAGGACGAGGACUGCCGGGCGCGGCUGGAGGUUUUCGAACAGUCCUGCGCCGUGGACAGCGUCACGAAAAAGUGCGCCGGCAAGACUAGCGGGUGCAGACAGGCCAUGCUGGGCAUACUGGGCACUCCACUGCGGACAAACUGUGCCUGCCAGGGGUCGGAUCUGCAGCAGCUGUACGAUUGUUUGGGCUGGCAGCGACUGCUUUGGCUGAACCCGUGCGUCGUUGAAUCCCAAAAGGACUUCCACCUGAAGCGGUUGGCGGAGCUUGGACUGUUAACAACGACCACCACUACUACGACGACCACGAUGCGAACUACCAGGGCAACACCUCCACCAACGCCACCGCCAACGAAGCCGAAACCUGUGUACCGUCCCAAACCGACCGAGGCUCAGCCGAUCGAGACCAACUACAUCGAAACGCCCGAGACGCGGCCGGAGACGCUGGUCCACAAGGGCAACGAGCUGAUCAUCCGCUCCGACUACGAACCUCCACGACCGCCAGAAGUGUACCACAUUCCGGAUCACGACGAUCAUGACGACAUCGACGAUGAUCUACCCCCGAUGGGAAGCAACAAGAUCAACCAGCGACCGGACGAGCAGGUGCUGCAAAUGCUGACCACGGAGUUGAUCGAGCUGGAGACGCCUGCGCCAACGACCACCACCACUACCACAACGGAACCGACGACCACAGCGGUUCCGAUCAGGUAUUGCGUGGUCCAGCGAUCGCACCAGUCCGAUCAGUUGAUCGCCGAAAGCAAGAGUCGACGGCUCUACAUGCUGGACGACGCCGAGUGCAGCGAGCUGUGCACGUGCGGCGGCGGAGACUCGCUCGCGUUGACUUGCCACGCGCUGUGCGUCCCGCUGGCGCCCUGCCGGACCUCGCUGGCGUACUACAGCCACGCGGCGCCCGCCUAUCAGGCCUUCCGGGGACGCUGCCUGUGCUACUCCGGCCGGUUCAUCUGUAUGCGUCCACCGCCCGGGGAGUACUCACUGCCGGGUGGCAUCUUUCUGUUACUAGGUUAUAGUUCUACCGAUGAAGCACUGUUAAGACCGCACACUAAUCUAGGAGUUCAGGACGCUGUCCGAGCGCUGCAGCAGUACGUGCUGCAGCACAUAAACAAUGAGACCUCUUGUACAUUAACGCUGUUCAAUAUCACCGAGGAGAAUAUCAUUCUAUCCAUAAGACUACCCCACGAUCCCAAGCUCACGAAUUUAGAGCUUCUAAGACAAGAAAAGGACCACUGUACAAAGAUCCUCGAAACCAUCAGCCACCAGAUCAACACCCAGCACGUCGAGAUGUCCGCCCACCGGCUGCUGAGCAUCUUCAAGAUGGCCGAGGUGCAGGUCGUCUGGCCGGAAGUGAGCCGAGCCAGCCCGAGCUCGCCCCGAUCGAGUCAUCUGGUGCUACUGCUGGCAACGCUGCUGGCGAUCCCCUUCGUACGGUGGCACCACCACCACCACCACGAUCACCGGUGGACCGUUACGUGACGUUAGGAUUCCCGUCCACCAUCGUCAUCCGCGAGAUCACCGCGUCAUCGUUGCACCCAUACCCGUACAGCAAGCAGAGAGCAGCAGUCUACUCACCCAAACAAUACGCUUCAUACUCGUCGGCUUCACCAAACUCACUAACACUCACUCGCAUCUCCUGUAAAUGAGGUUUGUACAAAGAAACAAUUUACCAGGCCCCCCAUUGUAAUCUCCAUCAUGUUAUGCGACCACGCCCCACACACAAACACACUGUUACACACACCUACUUUUUAGCGAAACAAACAAAUAAUACGAACUACAUAAGCAAAACUAAACAAAAGAAACAAAACAAAAGGGAAAAGUUUACGUUUUUACUCGAUGGUUAAGAGAGCGAAGCGAAUUAAAAAAGAAUGAUGACGAAGUGUGUGCGUGAGGUUGUGUGCAGAACAAUAGGCGACUGCCGAUUUCUGACGAUUGUUUUUUGGUACGCUCUUUUUUAACUGACGCGCGUUGAAAGUGUAUUGCAGUGUUUAUGGAACGACGCAGCGAGCAGGCUUCUAAGAAGUAUGCGUGUGUGAGUGUGCGGUUGGUGUUUUGACCUGGUAUUGUUCUCCCGCGCGGUUUUGUGCAAUGGAAUAAUGGCUGAGAACAUUGCAUUCGAUUGGUGCCGUGUGAGUAUGUGUAUGUGAUUUAUAAAUAUUUAAUUUGUGUUCGCUGUUAGUUGUGAGUAGCUAGACAACUUUCCUUCUGGGUUAAUGCAGACAAAACAUAAACAUGACAAACACAGACAAAUGAAUCAAUUUAUUUUAAAAUUUGUGUUUUAUUCAAUGUCAAUAUUUCAAGAGCAAAAUCUAACUUUUUUUUAAAUGAACUUAACUGAUUUUUUUUUACUUUUUUUAUUUUUUUCAAUUCUGGUUUUAUUUUGUUCCAAAAUAAAUUGAUUGUUUGAAAAAUCUUCAAAGUUUGAUUGGAAAAUUUGAAUAAAUUUUGAUCUGCAAAAAAAACUUUACAAAAUCAUAAUCAGCUGAUUUUUAUCCAUUUCUCUUAUUUUUUACAUCUCUGGGGGAGAUGGAGGUAAGACAGCCACCCUAAGGGAGAAGUCUAAUAAAAUUUACACAACAGAUUAUUUUGAUCUCAAAUUGCAUACAUAUUGUUCUACUAGUAGUCCAUUAUAGAAAUGACAUAAAUUAGUUGGUCUAAAAACCAAU
This is a messenger RNA of Culex quinquefasciatus (southern house mosquito), 5188 nucleotides long. RefSeq lists its product as uncharacterized. NCBI's taxonomy places the organism in Eukaryota, Metazoa, Arthropoda, Insecta, Diptera, Culicidae. Gene Ontology annotation, molecular function: signaling receptor activity. Gene Ontology annotation, biological process: nervous system development. The coding region runs from base 186 to 4001 and encodes 1271 amino acids. The record is from RefSeq and is a predicted model, not a curated record. Gene Ontology annotation, cellular component: signaling receptor complex; external side of plasma membrane. The transcript has 21 exons.